Messenger RNA from Cucurbita maxima (winter squash), 1372 nucleotides. RefSeq lists its product as uncharacterized. The transcript is spliced from 2 exons. Lineage: Eukaryota; Viridiplantae; Streptophyta; Magnoliopsida; Cucurbitales; Cucurbitaceae. Bases 194 to 751 code for a protein of 185 amino acids. The record is from RefSeq and is a predicted model, not a curated record.
UAAUCAUCUCAUCACAGAACGUUUCUACUUUCUUUCAAUUCUCUACCACGACUAUCGCCGCCGUAAAGCUGGGUCCAACAGCCGCUGCCCGGGGACGGGAAAUUUCAGAGGGUAGCUCCUCCGAAGCUCUCGAUUUCCGCUUCCGGAAACUGAGGUAACAAGAAGAGUUCCUCAUUUUCUUUUCGAGUUGAAGAUGCCGAACCCUAAGUCGUACCGGAAGGGGAAACUUACAGAGAAGUCGUCGUCGUUCCACGGCGAGAGACCGACGAAGACUGCGGCGACGCUUCGGCGGCCGAAAACGGAUCCGGAGUUAUUGUCGUUCAAGAAACUAGGUUUAUCGGCGCCGUCGCUGGAUGGACGGCCGAAGAUGACGAAGUUACUUUUCAACGUGACGAUUCAGGGCAGUCUAGGUCCAGUACAAGUGUUGAUGUCGCCGGAUAUGACCGUCGCCGAUCUUGUGGCUGCGACCGUACGCCAAUACUUGAAGGAAGCCCGCCGACCAAUUCUGCCGACUGCAGAUCCCUCCGCCUUUGACCUCCAUUAUUCACAAUUCAGCUUAGAAAGUUUGAAUGAGGAUGAGAAGCUAAUCGCCUUGGGAUCUAGAAACUUCUUUCUGUGCCCUAGAAAAUCGGAGGAUAACGACGAUUUAGUAGCUUCUUCAUCGUCGUCGUCCUGCUCGACACAGGCCAAAGAAAACGCGAAGAGUUCCAGCAGUUUCAGUUGGUUCAAAUUCAUCGAAUUCCGGAUUUAGUUACCGCCAUAAAUCGAAUCGAUUUCCUUCAUACCUUCAAUCCGCCUCUGUGAAAAAUAGUCUUCAAAUUCUCUACGCCAUAUAAGUAAUCCUCGAAUCAUCUCCACUUCGUAAAAGUUAUUAAGCAAUCUGCAAUUGCUUGGUGCGAUUAAUAUCAGAAUUCGAUCGAGCAACAGAGAGGGAAUAUUUCUACAAUUCUGUUCUUCGCUUGCUUUCUCAGGAUCGACACGGAAAUUUAUCAGUAUUCAAUAUGUACAGAAUAUAGAUUUCAGAGAUCCGCUAGCUUAAUUUAGAGCUGGAAACUAAAAUUUUCCAGUGAAAAUUGUGCUGAAUUCAAUUGUGUGGCCUGAGAUGUUCAGCCUUUUCACAAAUCAUUUUCUCAGAUUCUGAAACUUCCAUAUCACGGAACAGAGUCGCAGCAGGAAAAAUCCCGAUAUUCCGUGUGAGUUUUGGAUGCUUCGUGAAAGAAAUUGGUGAUGAAAGGGCAAAACAUGGUCUACUUGAAAUAGCUGAAAGAGACGUUUCCCUGCAAGUUCAAUGUUCAUACGGACUCUUCAGAUAUUCCCCCAUCAUUUACUAUAUUAUUUCAUUUUUAUCCUAUAAAUCCAUUUAUGCAUUUAA